Molecule: messenger RNA, 2877 nt
Organism: Sesamum indicum (sesame)
Lineage: Eukaryota; Viridiplantae; Streptophyta; Magnoliopsida; Lamiales; Pedaliaceae
Gene: CAS1
Product: cycloartenol synthase 1
Biological process (GO): triterpenoid biosynthetic process
Cellular component (GO): lipid droplet
Molecular function (GO): intramolecular transferase activity
Source: RefSeq, a predicted model, not a curated record
CAGUAAAAUGAAAUACAUACACUAGACAAUAAAUACGUACAGUGAUAAUAGUCCAUCUGCUUCUGUCUCUCAUUCUUUUUUUCUCUCUCUACAGAUCAGAUCAGCAGCAGACGCUCACAAUUGUGCUUCCACUCCAUUUCUCGUUUCUAACGAGGCUGAGUGCUAGAUUGAAGAGAAAUAAAAAAUUCAGGAGCAAGAUAGAGCAAAGGUAGAAGGAGAAAACUAUAAUGUGGAAGUUGAAAAUUGCGGAGGGUUCAAGCCCCUGGUUACGCUCAGUAAAUGGACAUGUUGGCCGCCAAAUUUGGGAGUUUAACCCUAGUCUUGGGUCUCCUGAAGAGCUAGCCGAGAUUGAGAAGCUUCGCGAGGAAUUCCGUAAUCAUCGGUUCCAGAAGAAGCAUUCUUCUGAUCUAUUAAUGAGAUUUCAAUUCUCCAAAGAGAAUCCAAGCACCACAAAUUUGCCCCAAGUAAAAGUGAAAGAUAUUGAAGAUAUUACAGAAGAUAAAGUAGCUACUACACUAAGGAGGGCCAUCAGUUUCCAUUCAACCCUACAGGCUCAUGAUGGUCACUGGCCAGGAGACUACGGCGGUCCAAUGUUUCUAAUGCCUGGCCUGGUUAUUACAUUAUCUAUUACUGGGGCGUUAAACGCAAUAUUGUCAAAAGAGCACAGGCGUGAGAUUUGUCGCUACCUUUACAAUCAUCAGAACCCAGAUGGUGGAUGGGGUUUGCAUAUUGAGGGCCCAAGCACCAUGUUUGGUUCUGUUUUGACCUACGUUACUUUGAGGUUGCUUGGUGAAGAACCAAAUGAUGGAGAUGGAGCAAUGGAGAAAGGUCGAAACUGGAUUCUUGAUCAUGGUGGGGCCACCGCAAUAACAUCAUGGGGAAAGAUGUGGCUCUCGGUACUUGGAGCCUUUGAAUGGUCUGGAAACAAUCCUCUGCCACCUGAGAUUUGGCUUCUUCCCUAUAUUCUUCCAUUCCAUCCAGGAAGGAUGUGGUGUCAUUGUCGAAUGGUUUACCUUCCCAUGUCCUAUUUGUAUGGAAAAAGGUUUGUCGGACCUAUUACACCCACAGUUCUUUCUCUGAGGAAGGAGCUUUAUACUGUUCCAUAUCACGAAAUAGACUGGGAUAGAGCUCGCAACGAAUGUGCAAAGGAGGAUCUAUACUACCCACACCCUGUUGUACAAGAUUUACUUUGGGCAUCUCUUCAUAAGGCUGUGGAACCUGUUUUGAUGCGUUGGCCUGGGAAGAAGUUGAGAGAUAAGGCGCUUCGCACUGUUAUGGAGCACAUACAUUAUGAAGAUGAAAACACUCGCUACAUAUGCAUAGGCCCUGUAAACAAGGUGCUAAAUAUGCUUUGCUGUUGGGUGGAAGAUCCAAAUUCAGAAGCUUUCAAGUUGCAUCUUCCAAGAAUCUAUGAUUACCUGUGGCUUGCAGAAGAUGGCAUGAAGAUGCAGGGGUAUAACGGGAGUCAGUUGUGGGACACUGCCUUUGCUGUUCAAGCUAUCAUUUCAACAAAUCUUGCUGAAGAAUUUGGCCCAACUUUAAGAAGAGCUCAUACAUACAUAAAGAAUUCACAGGUAUUAGAUGAUUGCCCUGGCAAUCUAGAUUUUUGGUAUCGUCACAUUUCCAAAGGCGCCUGGCCAUUUUCAACAGCUGACCAUGGUUGGCCUAUUUCAGAUUGCACUGCCGAGGGACUGAAAGCAGUCCUUUUACUGUCAAAGUUGCCAGCAGAAAUUGUUGGUGAACCACUGGAUGCAAAGCGCUUAUAUGAUGCUGUUAAUGUUAUUUUUUCACUACAGAAUACGGCUGGAGGCUUUGCAACGUACGAACUAACAAGAUCCUAUAGUUGGUUGGAGCUAAUCAACCCUGCUGAAACUUUUGGUGACAUUGUCAUUGAUUAUCCCUAUGUUGAGUGCACCUCGGCUGCUAUUCAAGCAUUAACUGCAUUUAAGAAACUAUACCCUGGACACCGAAAAGAAGAAGUGGAACGCUGCAUCGAAAAGAGUGCUAAAUUCAUUGAAAGGAUUCAAGAAGCAGAUGGCUCCUGGUAUGGUUCUUGGGCAGUUUGCUUCACUUAUGGAACAUGGUUUGGUAUAAAAGGCCUGGUGGCUGCUGGGCGAAGCUUCAAUAAUUGUGCUGCCAUUCGCAAGGCUUGUAAUUUCCUGUUGUCUAAACAGCUUCCCUGUGGUGGUUGGGGAGAGAGUUAUCUUUCAUGUCAAAACAAGGUGUAUUCAAAUCUUGAAGGCAACAGGUCUCAUGUGGUAAAUACGGGAUGGGCUAUGCUGUCUCUCAUUGAUGCUGGGCAGGCUGAAAGAGAUCCCUUGCCAUUGCACCGUGCAGCAAAAGUCCUAAUAAAUUCUCAAUGUGAAAAUGGAGAUUUCCCGCAACAGGAGAUCAUGGGGGUCUUCAAUAAGAAUUGCAUGAUUACAUAUGCUGCAUACAGGAAUAUAUUCCCAAUUUGGGCCCUGGGAGAAUAUCUUACCCGAGUUCUUCAACCCCGAUGAAUCAGCUGCUGACCAAUCCUGAAGGUAGUUUUGGCGUUGUCGUUAUAGCCAAUCUGAUUCAGUUUUCUGUUUCCGCCGAGCUAAAACAAUUGGCCAGUUACAUUCUUGUAGCUCAUCUACAGUCCUAGUUGGGUUUAGCAGUCAAGGCCUAGUUCCCACCUUCGGACUUUGUUUUGCUAGUUCCCAAUCACGAUGUUUGUUUUCUGGGACUUUUGCGAAUACAGGUGGAGUAGUGUCAUGAACACAGCGCAGAGAGUUCAAUUGGGCACCACCAAAACUGGAGCUAAUAAUAUUAGGUAGCACGAGUCAUUUGCUAAACUUGAUAAAUUGCAACAGAAUAAAUGAAGAAAUAAGAAGACGACAUUCAUGGGUUCAA